GUUGCAGUUCUUUGUAAUCUGAAGCGUUUACGUCAUGUUGAUUCUGGGAAGGGCCUCCUGAUUUUUGCUUCAGAGGCACAUCAGCUGGGUCGUCCGACCUUCCAUAUGACGGAGCAGCAGGUGCUUGAUGGUUUCAUGGAGUUCAAGGAAUCCAUGUAUAUCCCAUAUCCGAAUCAAUCGAGAUCUCGUUGCCCGGCGACUAGAGACCACCGAAAUCCUUCGUAUUGCAAUUCCCUCUCCGUCUCCCUUAAGAAAAUCCAAGCUCCGAUGGGAUCCAUUGUGUCCAGCGUCCUCGGCGGAGAAGCAGCGGCGGCGGAAUCAACCGGUGGCGAGUCGUCUGGACCGUCGCGUGUCCUCACCUUCCACUCGUCUCAACGAUGGCAGCUCCACCACAACUCUUGCAAGCAAUUGAAUAAACUGGUGGUGGUGGAUUUCUCAGCUACAUGGUGUGGGCCGUGCAAGAUGAUGGAACCGUUCUUCAAUGGAUUGUCCGCUAAAUACACUGAUGUUGACUUUGUGAAAAUCGAUGUUGAUGAACUCUCUGAUGUGGCACGCGAGUAUGAAGUUCAGGCCAUGCCAACAUUCGUAUUACUAAAGCAAGGGAAAGUAGUUGAGAGGGUCAUUGGAGCCAAGAAAGAUGAGCUUGAGAAUAAGAUCCUCAAGCACAGGGAAGCUCCUAAAUUUGCUGCCUAAUUUAAUUUGAAGUCUUAUUUUCUUGUAACUUGAAAUAGAUACUGAGUACACAGUAAUGUGAUGCUUGAUGAAUGUGUUGAUAUUGAUACAUUUUCGAGUAGAACCCAUUCAAAGAGUGAUUAUAUAUAUGGGUUCUAGUGAAGGAAUUCUACCAAAGAUUGUUUGUCAUGUCAGGCUCCAUUCGGAUUGGUGUAUUUGCAUUUGGGGAUCAUAAUCUCGAGAACAAAUCCGUAGAAUCUGAUUGCGAUUGAAUAUGAUUAUAUGGUAUUGGCUUUCAUUAACAUCCUCGAGCACCUAUCAUAAGCUAUUUUGUUGGUGGUGUCCUAGUAGAAGGUAUUAUUUAUCUUUAAUAUUAAGGUCCUCUCAAGUCUCAAAUUAUUUCCUCAAAACUGAUGAUCAUUUAAUCCAAAUCAGUUCUUCCAAGUUCAGAACUUUCUGUUGAGUUUUUAUUGCUUACGAAGUGGGUUCAGUCUUGUUCUCUAGAUAGAAAGUUGUUUUCAACACAAUGUGCUGAUUAUGUGGCUAAGACAAAAUUAUCCAACAAAUACUGUAGUUUAGGGAAGUGAUUUUAUUCACUAGGAGCACGUUUGUUAGAAUUGAUUAGAUAAGAUUACCCCCUUUAUCUACCCUAAAAUUGGUGUUUGUUUGCACUGAUUACGGCCCGUACGAUUACGUCUGGCCCGCGACAUUUAAUGCUUAAUCUUGGUUUCAGCAGAUAACUUGUCUUGGGGAGGAUGCCAAGAUUGAGAAUAUCUAUACAGUAUCUUUGUUCGUAAAAGACAUAAAUAUCCCCCAGUUUUUUUUAUUUUGAGACUAUAAUACCCUGUUGGGUUGACGUAAUUAAUUAAAAACUGCCCUUAUUUUAUACCAUACCUUAUCACAGAAUCUCCAUUAUUAGUGUUCUU
Molecule: messenger RNA, 1598 nt
Organism: Striga asiatica
Lineage: Eukaryota; Viridiplantae; Streptophyta; Magnoliopsida; Lamiales; Orobanchaceae
Source: the annotation of a GenBank genome assembly